AAUUUCCAGGAGCCUCAUGUAGCCUUCUUCUUCCUUUAGAUGAUGCAGAAUUUGCUGUUGGAAGAAGGGGGCUUGGUUCAGGUGGAGAGUGUCAACCUUCAAGUGGCCACGUACUCCAAAUUCCAGCCUCAGAGCCCUGACUUCCUGGACAUCACCAACCCCAAAGCGGUAUUAGAAAACGCCUUGAGAAACUUUGCCUGUCUGACCACAGGGGAUGUGAUUGCCAUCAACUACAAUGAGAAGAUCUAUGAACUACGGGUGAUGGAGACGAAGCCUGAUAAGGCCGUGUCCAUCAUUGAGUGUGACAUGAACGUGGACUUCGAUGCCCCCCUGGGCUAUAAGGAGCCUGAAAGACAAGUCCAGCAUGAGGAGUCCGCCGAGGGCGAAGCUGACCACAGCGGCUAUGCUGGAGAGCUGGGCUUCCGUGUGAGUACCAGGCCACAGUUUUACUUUCUGUGCUCCCACCGUGCCAUCUGGGGGCCUCUGCAGGGAUUGGGCCUGCGGUUUUUGUGCACGCACGUAUCUGGCACUUUUCUCAGUUACAUGGUCCUUUACAUCCACUUUCUCCUGGAAUCCUCCAAACAAUUCUAUAAGGCAGGAUUCAAUUUUUCUUCUUUUUUUCAAAAUUUCUAACCUACCAAAAAGUUA
Leptonychotes weddellii (Weddell seal) is the source of this 648-nucleotide messenger RNA. Lineage: Eukaryota; Metazoa; Chordata; Mammalia; Carnivora; Phocidae. The record is from RefSeq and is a predicted model, not a curated record.